GUAAGAUUAAAAAUGACUUCAGGCAGUUCAGGAGCGGUAUUUUUUUUAGGGACCAGAGCUCAUUAUCAGGUGUUAGAUCAGCCCGAAUCUAGAUUCGAUUCGGAGAACGGCAACACGUCAACGGAGACGAUUUACCAGAACACCAGCCAGGAGUUGUGGCCGAAGCCGCAGACCAGCUACGAUGACGUCGACAGGAGGAAUUGGAACUGUGAAAGUGACGUCACUGUGACGUAUGAGAAAGAAAAACAAGAGAUAGGUGUUGGAGUUAAGAGGAGAAUCAAAAGACGCCAGAGUGAAGCUGCCCUCUGCGAGGAGAUGCGCCCUGCUGCGCUUAAUUGUCUUGCUGAUAAUGAGCCGAAGCCGAAGCCUCGCCGCGUCUCCUUACUGAGUUUCCUGAGCUCGUUGGCGCGGCGCAAGCGGAAGCUGGAGUCAGACCAGGUGCAGUAUCUGCGCCAUCUGGAGAGUGCACUCACCAACUGCACUUACAGGGAAUCCUGUAGAUGUCUUGACUGUCAGAGUCGAUAUUUCGAAUGUGACGAAAGCGACGAGGACUAUAGUUCCGACGAGAGCGAGUACACACCACGGUAUUCCGUCCACCCUGAGCCAAUUGCCGAGCAUGAUCACGUCGACUCUGAUGAUGAGGUAUUUACAAACUCUGUGGCUGGUGAUAACACAUCGACUGAUCUUCUGCUCGACGCCAAGGAGAAGAUGUCGACCUCUUCGGACCCAUUGGAUGAGGAGGCGGGCCUGGAUCUCGAGGUAGCUGCCGGCACCCCUGUGCUGCUAAACUAUCUCCUCACUCAUCCCAUCACAUGUGCCAUUCAGUAAUUGUCAUACCAACCUAAAGAUCUCAAAUUGCAAUUUUAAGGUCGACGAUAUCGUAAAGGUUUCAGAACGCACACUGAUCUAAGAUUCCUAAAAUAAAAUCAAGGCUAAACGACUUUAG
Molecule: messenger RNA, 946 nt
Organism: Papilio polytes (common Mormon)
Lineage: Eukaryota; Metazoa; Arthropoda; Insecta; Lepidoptera; Papilionidae
Exons: 7
Coding region: 13-828 (271 amino acids)
Source: RefSeq, a predicted model, not a curated record